GAAAACAUUGACUCUUUUGGAAUUUGAGGCUCAUGAAGUUUUUUUUAUUGUUCUUCUCAGGUAUUUCCCCAAAGAAUCACCAUGACCGUUUGCAAUGCGUCCCUGGGUCACCCACCUUUCUUCAUUCUCCAAGGCAUUCCUGGGAUGGAGGACAAGCACAGAUGGAUCUCUGUCCCCUUCUCUUCCAUGUACUUCAUCACCAUCCUUGGGAACUGCACCAUCAUCUUCACCAUCUGCACCGAGCGCUCCCUGCACAAGCCCAUGUUCCUGCUCCUCUGCAUGUUGGCCCUCACAGACCUGGGCAUGUCCACUACCACCAUUCCUAAGGUGCUGUGCAUCUUCUGGUUUGGCCAGAGUGAGAUCAGCUAUGUGGGCUGCCUGGUCCAAAUGUUCUUCAUCCACUCCAUAUCAGCGUUGCAGUCAGCCAUCCUGAUGACCAUGGCCUUUGACCGCUAUGUAGCCAUCUGUGAACCUCUGCGUUAUGCCACCAUCCUUUCCAAUAGUCGCAUUGGGCUCAUUGGCCUGGUGAGUUUAGUGAGAGCCAUCCUUUUCAUUCUGCCCAUGCCGGUCCUCCUCCAGAAGAUGCCCUUUCGUGUAAAUCACGUCAUCCCCACCACCUACUGUGAGCACAUGGCUGUGGUGAAGAUGGUGUGUGUGGACACCACAGUCAACAGGAUAUAUGGUCUGGUGGUGGCCUUGUUGGUUGCUGGGCUGGACAUCUCAGCUAUUGCUUCAUCGUACGUGCUUAUCAUCCGGGCUGUACUGCGACUGUCUUCUAAGGAAGCCCACCACAAAGCAGUCAACACCUGCACCACACACAUUUGUGUCAUGCUUAUCUCAUACACUCCCUCGCUGUUCUCUUUUCUCACUCACCGCUUUGGUAGGGGAAUUGCACCCCAUGUGCACACCAUUCUUGGGAACCUCUACUUCCUUGUUCCUCCAAUGCUCAAUCCUAUUAUUUAUGCAGUGAAAACCAAAGAGUUUCGGGACAAAUUGACCAAAUACGGGUGCUGGAAGAAGGACCCUGUAACCAUAAACCAUGGCCAGAAGCCUGUCUGAUCAUCCAGCAGUAGUGGGUAUGAGGAAAAAACGUUUA
Molecule: messenger RNA, 1096 nt
Organism: Leopardus geoffroyi (Geoffroy's cat)
Lineage: Eukaryota; Metazoa; Chordata; Mammalia; Carnivora; Felidae
Product: putative olfactory receptor 52P1
Exons: 1
Coding region: 82-1059 (325 amino acids)
Biological process (GO): G protein-coupled receptor signaling pathway
Cellular component (GO): membrane
Molecular function (GO): olfactory receptor activity; G protein-coupled receptor activity
Source: RefSeq, a predicted model, not a curated record